UUAUAUUUUCUUCAUCCCCACCUUCUUCACAAAUUACGACCCAAGCACUAUAUUUCUCUCUGUAUCGUUCUGUUCCAUCGUUCUCGCCAACAACCCCUUUCAACGUUUUACUGCAUAAGUCUUCACCGUUCUUUUUCUUCCCUUCUGCUAAUUAGUUAAUUAAUUCAUAGCAUUUGUUUCUUUUAUAUUUUCCCGUGUUUUCCUUCUUCUUCUUCUUAUCCCGAAUUUGAUUUUUCUGUUUCUCUUUUGAAUCGUUCUUAAAGUUUUUUUCGUACUUCAAAGGUUCGUGUACUAUUACCAUUCGUUUUUUUCGACGAAUUAUUAGGGUUUUUGUGAGAUUUGUGUUGGUAAUAAUUCAAAUUGUGUUCUACUGUUAUCAUCUGCAUCGAAGAACCCUAAUCCACAACGAACCCUAAUUCCUUCUUCAAUCGACAAUUCCUGUGAUUCUUAAAUCUGCAAACAACGGUUUCUGUGAUUCCUUCAACGAUUUCUGCUACGGAUUCAUUUUUCGAAGAAUCGGCUUGUUGAUGCUAGCCGACAUUGGACAUCUUUAUUGCAACCAUGACAUCUGGUUCUGAAGCCGUUUCAUGGAACGUUCAGAGCUCCACAGCGAAUGGAAUUUAUUCUAAUCCGACCUACCAGUAUGACCAGCAUCCGCAGCUGCAGCCGCCCGGAGGAAGCGUUCAAGAUGGUCAAAGUGUAUCAUCAGUUGCUGGUAAUUCAUCAAAUUUGGGAACAGCUAAUGCACCACAAGAUUAUAAUGCAUACACAUCAUAUGCAAAUUCUUCUAAUCCAUAUGGUUAUGGCAGCACGGGAUACUCAGACUACUAUAACAGCUAUCAGCAGCAGCAACCUAAUCAUGCUUAUUCUCAGCCUGUAGGAGCAUAUCAAAAUACAGGUGCUCCUUAUCAGCCUAUUUCCUCCUUUCAGAAUACUGGGUCUAAUGCUGGAUCCGCAAGUUAUUCAAGCACUUAUUACAAUCCUGCUGAUUAUCAGACUACCGGAGGUUACCAAAACAGCAACGGAUACGCAAAUCAAGCGCCGGCGUGGAACAAUGACAGUUAUUCAAGCUAUGCCUCUCAUCCAUAUACAAGUUACGCCACAGAUUCCAGUAGCUCUUAUAGUACUGGUGCUGCAGCUACUUCCGUGCAGUAUCAGCCACAAUACAAUCAAUGGGCGGAGUAUUACAGCCAAACAGAAGUCAGUUGUGCCCCAGGGACAGAAAACUUGUCUGUCCCAAGUUCAUCUACUUUGGGUUGUCCUGUUCCUGCUCCUGCAGCUGCUAGUGGUUAUGCACCUCCAAAUUACCAGCCUCCACAAUCAUAUCCACAAUAUUGGGCACAAGAGUCCAGCACUCCUGCUGUGCCGCCUUUACAGCCUGCUGCAGUAAAUAGUGGUGGUCAUGAUGAUUACUGGAAACAUGGCGCCCAAACUAGUUCUCAAAUUCAUCAAACUAGUUCUCAAAUUCACCAAACUAGUUCUCAAAUUCACCAAACUAAUCCUAUUCAACCAAACUAUCAAAGUCAUUUGGAUUUAAAUUCUUCUUAUGAUAAAUUUCAGGAUCAACAACAGAAGACAGUAUCUUCUCAAGGAACCAAUUUGUACUUCCCUCUUCCUCCUCCUCCCCCUCCCCCUCAACAGGUGAAUCUGGCGCCCUUACAAAGUGCUUCAUCUUUGGAUACAAAACGAGUAAACAAGCUUCAGAUUCCAACAAAUCCUCGAAUUGCUUCAAAUUUGACAUAUGAACAACCUAAGCCCGAAAAAGAUAGCUCCACAUCCAGUGCAGCACUGAAGCCUGCUUAUAUUGCUGUUUCAUUGACAAAACCAACUGAGAAACUAUCAUCUAAUGAUGCUGCUAAUUCAAUACUUAAGCCCGGUAUGUUUCCCAAGUCUUUGCGUGGCUAUGUUGAAAGAGCUUUGGCUCGUUGUAAAGAUGAUAAGCAAAUGGCAGCAUGCCAGGCUGUCAUGAAAGAGAUGAUCACCAAGGCUACAGCUGAUUGUACCCUAUGCACACGUAAUUGGGAUAUGGAACCACUCUUCCCAAUGCCGGAGGCAGAUGCAGAAAAUAAAGAUAAUUCACUGUCUUCAACCCAUGAUUCUUUAUUGCCGAAGUCUAGAAAAAGUCCUAGACGAUCUAAAAGUAGGUGGGAGCCAUUACCAGAGGAGAAGCUGGUUGACCAUCAUCCUGUGUCAACAAGUAGUGAUACUGUAAAAUACAGUAGUUGGGUGCCGCCGGUUAACCAUCAUCCUGUGUCAACAAGUAAUGAUACUGUAAAAUACAGUAGUUGGGUGCCUAAUGAAAAGGAUAGAAAGGUGGUAGUGGAAAACAAAGAGAGCAAGGAAGACAGUUGGAGGAAUACAAAAUUUUCUCCAUUAUUUCAGAGAAUAUCGAGUAAAGCUCCCCAAAGGCCAUUUAAGAAGCAGCGUCUUGCUGAUGUUUCUACUGCUCAUGAAAAUGGUGAUGCAUCUAGUGAUAGUGAUAAGGAACAAAGUUUGACAGCAUAUUAUUCUGCUGCAAUGGCUUUUAAUGAUACACCUGAGGAAAAGAAAAGACGUGAAAGUCGUUCUAAGCGAUUUGAUUUAGGACAAGCACAACGAACAGAAAAUAAUCACUCAAGGAAAAAAAAUGCUAGAGCUGGAAACUUGUACAACAGAAGGGCUAGUGCUCUGGUGCUUAGCAAAAGCUUUGAUAAUGGUGUCAGCAAAGCUGUUGAGGAUAUUGACUGGGAUGCUCUUACUGUAAAGGGUACCUGCCAGGAAAUUGAAAAGCGAUACCUGCGCCUAACAUCGGCACCAGAUCCUGCCACCGUAAGACCUGAAGAGGUUCUUGAAAAAGCACUAUUAAUGGUUCAAAAUUCCCAAAGGAAUUACCUUUAUAAAUGUGACCAGUUAAAGUCUAUUCGCCAAGACCUAACGGUGCAACGGAUACACAACCAAUUAACAGUCAAGGUAUAUGAAACUCACGCCCGGUUGGCACUGGAAGUUGGGGACCUGCCUGAAUAUAAUCAGUGCCAAUCUCAGUUAAAGGCUCUUUAUGCUGAAGGGAUCAAAGGCUCGUAUAUGGAAUUUGCUGCUUACAACUUGCUUUGUGUUAUAAUGCAUUCAAAUAACUACAGAGAACUCCUAUCAUCAAUGGCAAGGUUAUCUGACGAAGCAAAGAAGGAUGAAGCUGUAAAACAUGCUCUGGCAGUUCGCGCAGCUGUAACUUCAGGAAACUAUGUUGCGUUCUUUAGAUUGUACAAAGCAGCUCCGAACUUAAACACCUGCCUUAUGGAUCUAUAUGUCGAAAAGAUGCGUUAUAAAGCUGUGACCUGCAUGUGCCGAUCAUAUCGGCCAACCGUACCCGUUUCCUACGUAUCUCAGGUUCUAGGAUUCUCAUCUGUCGUUGUCACAAAUGAAGCAAAUGAUGAGAAAGAGGCCGCUGCUUUGGAAGAGUGUUUAGAAUGGUUGAAAGCUCAUGGUGCCAGCAUAAUUGCUGACAACAAUGGAGACAUGAUGGUUGAUACAAAAGUUUCAUCCUCUAGUUUAUUUGUGCCAGAGCCAGAAGAUGCUGUGGCCCACGGAGAUGCCAACCUUGCUGUUAAUGAUUUUUUAGCAAAGGCACCUUUAUAGCGAAAAAUGCUGCAACCCUUAAUGUAUCUGUAGGUUUGUUAUAUUUGUAGUCAGAAUAGAAAAAGGUUGUCUGAUCGUAUCCCAGAACCUGGGACUAGUUUCGUGGAAUUAUAAUUAUACUAUGUGAAAGGAAAAUAGAAAAUGGAGCCGUGUAUGACCUUUGAUAAUCAUUUGUUUUUUGGGGUGCUUACCAUUCUUUCUUGGUAAAGGACAGAACGAUGUAAUUUAAUUCAGAAUAUAGAUAAUAAAAGCACAUUAUAAUUUCCAUUUCUUACCA
This is a messenger RNA of Medicago truncatula (barrel medic), 3889 nucleotides long. RefSeq names its product SAC3 family protein A. Gene Ontology annotation, cellular component: nucleus. Bases 562 to 3612 code for a protein of 1016 amino acids. Lineage: Eukaryota; Viridiplantae; Streptophyta; Magnoliopsida; Fabales; Fabaceae. The transcript is spliced from 13 exons. The record is from RefSeq and is a predicted model, not a curated record.